Messenger RNA from Chilo suppressalis (striped riceborer), 728 nucleotides. The record is from the annotation of a GenBank genome assembly. Lineage: Eukaryota; Metazoa; Arthropoda; Insecta; Lepidoptera; Crambidae.
CUUCUAGACAAACUAGUAUAUAAGCUACAGCAAAUGGGGUUAUUGCAUCAGUUAGUUGAAGAAAAUAACACAGACCACAAUGUUCAAGCUGGUGGUGUUAUCCUCCGUGUUAGCCCUGGCUGCGGCCUCGCCUAGUGGUUUGGGAGCCAUAGGGCUUGGAUUGGGUGGUCUGGGCUGGGCUGGUUUGGCGUCUCCUCUGGCAGCACCUAUCGCCGCGCCUUGGGCACCUGCUGUUGCCGCUCAUGGCGUAGCGGUGGCGCCCGCUAUUGCGGUCGCGCCAGUGCUCGGACACGCAUACAACUACAGGGGACCUCUGUCGCUAGCUCCCGGACAGCCCGCCAACAUCCUCGCUGCUGACGGCAGGCCGCUUGACACCCUCAGCGUCAACUUGGAUCGUGCCGCGCACCUAACCGCCCGCGCAGUGAGCGGCGGUCAUUUGCUGAGGAAGAGGUCCGCCCCUAUCCUGUCUCCCGCCGCUGCGUGGUCGCACUCCGCCCGCAUUGACAUUCCCUCGCGGUUGGUCGGCCCGGCGCUGCCCGCUCUCUCCGCUGUUGGUUGGCCCGGUGCCCGCGCUGCUUGGGGCGCACCUCAAGCUGCUCCCUGGGGUGUCGGACCCCUGGGGCCCGCUGGGGUCAUCGGUCACCUUGGUUAAAAUGUACAUAUGAAAUAUUUACUUAAGAAUUCAACACUGUAUCUAAUUGUAUUUUAUAAAGAGAGUUACCACUACU